Molecule: messenger RNA, 2459 nt
Organism: Chiloscyllium plagiosum (whitespotted bambooshark)
Lineage: Eukaryota; Metazoa; Chordata; Chondrichthyes; Orectolobiformes; Hemiscylliidae
Gene: ptgir
Product: prostaglandin I2 receptor
Biological process (GO): negative regulation of smooth muscle cell proliferation; positive regulation of cytosolic calcium ion concentration; inflammatory response
Cellular component (GO): plasma membrane
Molecular function (GO): prostacyclin receptor activity
Source: RefSeq, a predicted model, not a curated record
UUGUGUGUGUGUGUGUGUGCGCGUGUAUCUCUCUCUCUCUCUCUGUCCGUAUUAAGGAGAGCCUGGAGGACUCUCUGGGCUCUGAGCCUGGCGUGGGGAUGAACAACACCUCCUGUGAGAGUACCCAUCAGAUCCAGGUGGACAGUCAGCCUGUGGUCAGCAUCAUGAUGUUCAGCGGUGGGGUGGUGGGUAACGUGUUGGCGCUGGCUCUGCUGGGGGUACACAGGAAGGAGCUGAGGACCAAGUCCUCGGUUUUCUGUAUCCUGGUGACCGGACUGGCCAUCACUGACCUGAUGGGCACUUGCUGCCUCAGCCCGGUGGUCUUUGUGGCAUAUGCCCAGGGGCUCUCGUUGCUGGGCCUGGCAGGGGGACCCGGCCUCUGCCACUUCUUCUCCAGUGCCAUGACCUUCUUCGGCCUGGCGUCCACCCUGCUGCUGUUCGCUAUGGCUGCCGAGCGGUGCCUGGCCAUUAGCCACCCUUACCUCUACCCCCAGCACGUGGGCAGGAGCCGGGCCAAGUUGGCACUGCCUGCCGCCUACACCUUCGCUGGUCUGUUCAGCCUCCUGCCCGUUACCGGCUUCGGCCAGCACAAACAGUACUGCCCCGGGACCUGGUGCUUCCUGCGGAUGGAGUCCCGUGAUUCGGCCGCGGUGGGCUUCUCGCUGCUCUACGCCAGCCUCAUCGCCCUCCUGGUGCUCGCCGUCAUCCUGUGCAAUGCCUCGGUCAUCGUCAACCUCUGCAAGAUGCACCGCAGCCAGAGGAGCCGCCGCGGCUCGGUCCUCUCCUCCCAGAGGAAGGGUCGCAGAAGGAGCAUCUUCGGCCAGAGGGAGGAGGAGAUCGACCACCUCAUCCUGCUCGUCUCCAUGACCGCCAUCUUCUCCAUCUGCUCCCUGCCACUCACGAUUCGUGGAUUCAUCAACGCGAUCAGACCCGACAAUAUAGAAGAGAAGGACCUCAUGGCCUUCCGUUUCUACGCCUUGAACCCCAUAGUUGAUCCCUGGCUCUUCAUCAUCCUUCGCAAGUCCGUGUUCCGGAACAUUCAGAGGAUCCUCUGCUGCCGUUUCUCGAUGUCGCUCCGCAGCAGCAAUAACACCUUCCAAGAGCCGUUGAAACAGCAGAGCAUCUCACUGUGUUGACGAAGGCCUGGGAGGAAGGCUUGGGAAAGAGAGCGUGAGACAUAGGUUUUCCUCAAGGCCUGACAAAGGGGAAUGAGGAGGCACCCAGCGAGCGAAGGACGGUGAUGGGCACUUGAGGCAACAAGGUGGUUACCAGGCACGUUGAGACUGGCUCAGUGAAGGGUGGAGAAGAGGGCAUUCGCCCAAUAUUGACUGACUCCAGUAACUUCUGUUGCAUGUUUGGCUGUGACCCUGCAAACUUUGACCCUUGAAAAUGACGGGGGCGGGGGGGGCUUUAUUCUGGCCUUACCUUCGCCUCACCACCCUCAUGCCUUAACUCUGUUUCUCAGCCUCCCAGAUGGUACCAACCCAGGCCUACCUCAACCUGAAAUGGGGAUCAAACUCUUGAACUAACUGUCAUACAGACUGAAUUAAUUUAUAAUGGACCGAGGUGGGGGAGGCGAUGUUAAUAAUGUCUAUAAAAUGAUGCCCUGAGCACAAUGCUGGAAAAUAUUACGGUACUCAGAUAUUUUACAAUGUUUUCUUUAUUCAACUGUUAGCUUCGCUGGCCUUCCCUCUUUUAAUCUUCAAGAUGGUGGUGAGCUUCCAUCUUGAACUACAGCAGUCCAUACAGCGGAGGUACACCCACAAUGCCCCUAGGAAGGAAGUCCCAGCAUUUGGUCACCAUAAGGGUGUGAUAUUUGUAAAGCCAUUGCGGUGUGUGGGGGACUUGCAGAGGGUGGUGAUCCCAUGACUCUGCUGCCCCUUGUCCUUCUCGGUGUUAGAGGUCAAGAGCUUGGAAAGUGCAGUGAAAAGGAGGCUUGGCCAGUAAACGGAGGAUAUCUUGUAGAUGGUACAUGCCAAUGCGCGUGGCUGGCUGAGUUCCUCAUUGAAUGCGAUACUCUGACCUGGAUAGUGUAGGGUGUCACACUAAUCCAGGCAAACAGCGAUUAUCCCAUCAAUGGGUACAGACAAUGGACAGGCACUGGGCACUUCCCCACCCAACAGGAUCAUGGUGUAUUUAACAAUGGUCAUGACUUUGAAUGCGAAGGCAAGAUGGUUAGAUUCUGUCUUGUUGGAGAUGCCAUUUGUGUGGUGAGACUUGUGUGACUUAACUCAGCCCAACAUUGUCCAGAUCCCGCUGUGAGCAGGAAAGAGUUAUCAGGAUCUGAGGAGUUUGUGACUGGAACACUUCAAUCAUCAACCAAUACUCUCUACUGGAUAGUGGGGGAAGGUCAGCGCUCCAUAAAGCCUGAUUCUGCUAAGUCUGAGUUAUUCCUGCACCUGAGGUGGUUAUCCUGCAAAGCCAUCUCCUUUGUAUUAAACAUAAUUGUAUAUCGAGAU